Messenger RNA from Arachis ipaensis, 438 nucleotides. RefSeq lists its product as uncharacterized. The record is from RefSeq and is a predicted model, not a curated record. Gene Ontology annotation, molecular function: zinc ion binding; nucleic acid binding. NCBI's taxonomy places the organism in Eukaryota, Viridiplantae, Streptophyta, Magnoliopsida, Fabales, Fabaceae.
AUGACUUUGUAUAAUAGGGAUAAUUCUAAGUUCACUACAGCGGAGACCACGCCAACAAAGAGCUUCUUACUUGGAUCUUACAGAGUGUCCCUCAGGGACCACACCUGUGAUUGCGGGUGUUUCCAGGAACUUCAUUAUUCAUGUUGCUAUGCCUUAGCGUGUUGUGCAUACUCACAUCUUGAUUGGACAAUUUAUGUCCAUCAGGUGUAUCGCCUUAGCUCGGUGUUCAAUGCCUAUCGGAUGGGGUUCACCCCUCCAAUCCUAGAGGAGUUUUGGCCACUAUAUGACGGUCCAAAAGUCAUCCCUAAUCCCGCCAAUAGACGUGCGUCUGAAGGGCGGCCCAGGACUACUAGCACAAUGGAUGAGGCUGACACGAACAGACCCAAGAAGUGCGGCCUUUGCGGACAGCCUGGCCACACACGUAUGAGGUGUCCAUAG